This is a messenger RNA of Branchiostoma belcheri (Belcher's lancelet), 3466 nucleotides long. RefSeq names its product alpha-amylase-like. Gene Ontology annotation, molecular function: cation binding; alpha-amylase activity. The record is from RefSeq and is a predicted model, not a curated record. Gene Ontology annotation, biological process: carbohydrate metabolic process. NCBI's taxonomy places the organism in Eukaryota, Metazoa, Chordata, Leptocardii, Amphioxiformes, Branchiostomatidae. The transcript is spliced from 19 exons. The coding region runs from base 192 to 3428 and encodes 1078 amino acids.
GUUUCCUAACUUGUCAUAGUUCUUUGCCCGCAUUAUACUAUUCCGUCUGCGUUUUGAAUAUUACACUAUACAGCUUUGGUAGAUGAAAAACAAAACUGUUUUAAAGACGCCUACAAUUUUUGUAUAAAUUCGCUCGCCAACUUCCCCGCACUGUCUACGACCGAAGCAGAAGUUGAAGGAAAAUUUGAGAAAUGUCUAUUAUAAUCCUACUCCUUGCGGGGCUGAGCGUCACCCUCGCCCAACAUGCCCCGAACACGGCUGACAACAAACAGGCCAUAGUGCACCUGUUCGAGUGGAGAUGGGCGGACAUCGCAGCCGAGUGUGAGAGGUUCUUGGGACCCUACGGCUUCGGCGGUGUACAGGUGUCGCCAGCGAACGAGAACCGUGUGAUCACCAGUCCCAACCGCCCCUGGUGGGAGCGUUACCAGCCAAUCAGCUAUCACCUCAACACCCGGAGUGGCAGCGAUGAAGAGUUCAAAGACAUGGUUCACCGCUGUAACCAGCAGGGAGUCAGAAUCUACGUGGAUGUGGUCAUCAACCACAUGUGCGGUGCCGGCGGCUCGGGACACGGGACGGGCGGCAGCUACUUCAACACCGACAGCCUGGAGUUCUCCGGCGUGCCGUUCGGGGCAAAUGACUUCAACGACUGCGGAACGUGCGGCACCAGUGACUGCAACAUUCACAACUAUGGCGACGCUAAUCAGGUACGUAACUGCCGCCUGGUCGCCCUGUUGGACUUGAAGCUGAGUAGCGACUACGUCCGUGGGAAGAUCGCAGACUACAUGAACUAUCUCAUCUCCAUCGGUGUUGCCGGUUUCCGUGUCGAUGCCGCCAAGCACAUGUGGCCGGGAGACCUGGCCGCCGUCUUCGGCCGGCUCAGCGACCUCAACACCGCCUACUUCCCAUCCGGCUCCAGGCCCUUCAUCUUCAUGGAGGUCAUCGACCUGGGCGGAGAGGCGAUUUCGUCAUCAGAGUACACUCAUCUAGGAAGGGUCACGGAGUUCAAGUACGGCAUGCAGCUCGGGUACGUCUUCAGAAAGCAGAACGGCCAGAAGCUGGCGCAUCUGGGGAACUUCGGCGAAGGGUGGGGCAUGCAGCCGGACAACAACGCGCUGGUGUUCGUUGACAACCAUGACAACCAGAGGGGCCAUGGGGCAGGCGGACAGUCCAUCCUCACCUUCAGAGACAGCAGGCUGUAUAAGAUGGCCAACGCGUUCAUGCUGGCAUUCCCGUACGGUUUCGUCAGGAUGAUGAGCAGCUUCUACUGGGACCAGUGGUGGGAAGGCGGGAAGGACAAGAACGACUGGAUCGGGCCACCUGCCGACGGUAGCGGGAACACCAUGGGCGUGCCCAUCAACAAUAUGGGCACCUGUGACAACGGAUGGGUGUCGCCAGCGAACGAGAACCGUGUGAUCACCAGUCCCAACCGCCCCUGGUGGGAGCGUUACCAGCCAAUCAGCUAUCACCUCAACACUCGGAGUGGCAGCGAUGAAGAGUUCAAAGACAUGGUUCACCGCUGUAACCAGCAGGGAGUCAGAAUCUACGUGGAUGUGGUCAUCAACCACAUGUGCGGUGCCGGCGGCUCGGGACACGGGACGGGCGGCAGCUACUUCAACACCGACAGCCUGGAGUUCUCCGGCGUGCCGUUCGGGGCAAAUGACUUCAACGACUGCGGAACGUGCGGCACCAGUGACUGCAACAUUCACAACUAUGGCGACGCUAAUCAGGUACGUAACUGCCGCCUGGUCGCCCUGUUGGACUUGAAGCUGAGUAGCGACUACGUCCGUGGGAAGAUCGCAGACUACAUGAACUAUCUCAUCUCCAUCGGUGUUGCCGGUUUCCGUGUCGAUGCCGCCAAGCACAUGUGGCCGGGAGACCUGGCCGCCGUCUUCGGCCGGCUCAGCGACCUCAACACCGCCUACUUCCCAUCCGGCUCCAGGCCCUUCAUCUUCAUGGAGGUCAUCGACCUGGGCGGAGAGGCGAUUUCGUCAUCAGAGUACACUCAUCUAGGAAGGGUCACGGAGUUCAAGUACGGCAUGCAGCUCGGGUACGUCUUCAGAAAGCAGAACGGCCAGAAGCUGGCGCAUCUGGGGAACUUCGGCGAAGGGUGGGGCAUGCAGCCGGACAACAACGCGCUGGUGUUCGUUGACAACCAUGACAACCAGAGGGGCCAUGGAGCAGGCGGACAGUCCAUCCUCACCUUCAGAGACAGCAGGCUGUAUAAGAUGGCCAACGCGUUCAUGCUGGCAUUCCCGUACGGUUUCGUCAGGAUGAUGAGCAGCUUCUACUGGGACCAGUGGUGGGAAGGCGGGAAGGACAAGAACGACUGGAUCGGGCCACCUGCCGACGGUAGCGGGAACACCAUGGGCGUGCCCAUCAACAAUAUGGGCACCUGUGACAACGGAUGGAUGUGUGAGCACCGCUGGCGUCAGAAUCGCAACAUGGUGACGUUCCGUAACGUGGCCGCCGGGCACGGCAUGUACAACUGGUGGGACAACGGCAACAACCAGAUUGCCUUCUCCAGAGGAGACAGAGGCUUCAUCGCCAUCAACAACGAGGACUGGUCGGCUCUGGACGCAACCCUGCAGACAGGUCUCUCCGCUGGAGACUACUGUGACAUCAUAUCCGGUGAUCUCUCUAACGGAGGCUGCACGGGAAAGACCAUCACUGUGGGAGGGGACGGCAGGGCACACAUCCACAUCGCAGGCGAUGAUGAGGACCCAAUAAUCGCCAUCCACGUCGGCUCCAAAGUAGGCAGUGGCAACGUUAUCGACCCAGUAGACCCCGUGACUACACAUCCUACACACCCGACCCACCCGACACACCCUAACCCGGUCGCCCCGACGGGAACAGAGAGGACAGUUGUGUUCAUCAAAAAGCAGACGUCAGUCGGACAGGACCUGUUUCUCAGAGGCGGCAUCGGACACGAAGUUAGACCCGGAUGUACAAGUGACGCGGCGUCCAGCCAGUGUGCCAUCCCCAUCUCACACAGAAUCGGAGGCACCAACACGAACCUGAACUCAUGGAAACAAGGAGACAACCAUCUGGACUGGUAUGGUGUCGAGAACGGACAGGGCUACGGCGCACAGGGCAGUCCUCUGACCUGGACCACGAGUAACGCCAACAACGCGGCUACAGUCAGUUCCCAGGGGUACGGAUACACACCGCUCAACCAGUGGGGAGACCACUACUGGAUGCUGGAUGUGGACAUGGACUGUUCACGGACAGAAGACGGCUGGUUUGAGUUGAAGGCUAUUGUGGGUUAUUCUGGCGGCGGUGUCCAGUGGGAGAGUGACCGGAACCAGGGGCCGUGCGGCGGCACAGCAGGCGGGACCAAGCCCUACUCCUCCGGUAACCACUUCGCACGCUGCGGCAAGAUCAACGUCUUCGACUUUGACGGCAACACCUGUACCAUCAACGAGUUUUAAAUCUAGUGAAAAAAAUAAACGAAUACCUUUGCUGAUUA